AUCUUAAUUUACUCAAAUUCAAAAACAUUCUUUUCACGAGAGAGAGAGAGAGAGAGAGAGUGACAGAGCACGAACCCGCCAAGGAGGAAUAUGAAGUUCGUUUCAAGCUCUGGGCCAACGAUUGAGUGUGAGCUGACGAAAAUGGCAAGUAUGACCGCACAAAUUCCUACAAGCUUUGGCCAUGAGUUGAGGGCUUGUCUUCGUUGUCGCCUUGUCAAAACCUACGAUCAGUUCAGAGAGUCAGGCUGUGAGAACUGCCCAUUCUUUAAGAUAGAAGAAGAUCAGGAGCGUGUUGUUGAUUGCACUACCCCCAAUUUUAAUGGGAUUAUUUCAGUUAUGGAUUCAACCCGGAGUUGGGCUGCCCGUUGGCUGCGUAUUGGUAUGAAAAUUUGUUCCUGGUGUUUACACUCUUGCUGUCUCAGAUGCUCUUUCGGAAGAGAUGCAGGCUAUAUGUGAAGACGAGCGUGUUCAAUAUAUCCCUCCCAAACGUUUGUGAAACUCGUAAACAUUGGCUGUGACAUCUUUAACUUCAUCGAAAUUGUUAGCCUGUAUUAAUGUGAAUUUUAAUGCUAGUUGUGUUCUUAUGCAUUCUCUAAAUGCCUUGAUAAAAUUCUGAGUUCUAUGACUUGUUUUUCUUAGGAUGAAGAAGAUAUACACAGAUGACGUAUUAGUGUGUACUGAGGGAGAGAUUAUGAAUCAAACAAUAUUUUCUGUGUGGAUAGCUUGAACUAGAUAGGUGUUAUCCACCUAGAAUUGCCAAAGCUGGUAGCGUUUUUUAGGUCAGUGUCAACAGUGUGUAAGUGUUGUAGAUAAUAUCAGAGACUAUGGUGUGUUGCUGUCUUUUGAAAGGGAAACUACUGCAACUUUGGUGUUUCAUGUUGCAUGUAACUGUUUUUUUUA
Molecule: messenger RNA, 900 nt
Organism: Gastrolobium bilobum
Lineage: Eukaryota; Viridiplantae; Streptophyta; Magnoliopsida; Fabales; Fabaceae
Product: transcription elongation factor SPT4 homolog 1-like
Exons: 6
Coding region: 91-456 (121 amino acids)
Biological process (GO): chromatin organization; regulation of transcription elongation by RNA polymerase II; positive regulation of DNA-templated transcription, elongation
Cellular component (GO): nucleus; DSIF complex
Molecular function (GO): RNA polymerase II complex binding; zinc ion binding
Source: RefSeq, a predicted model, not a curated record